Messenger RNA from Camelina sativa (false flax), 1794 nucleotides. The record is from RefSeq and is a predicted model, not a curated record. Lineage: Eukaryota; Viridiplantae; Streptophyta; Magnoliopsida; Brassicales; Brassicaceae.
AUGGAGCAGCUGCGGCGAAUGGGAGCGGGGUAUUUCUCGGGAGGUAUGGAUCCAAGUGUAGCUGAUGAGUGGAGGGAGCGGAUGGAGGAUAUUUUCCAGUCGCUUCGGUGUCCUGACCGGCAUAGAGUGGAUCUGGCAGUGAUUUUCUUCUGGCUCUGUUUGUUGCUACUGGUGAAAGGGGAGUUGAGUUUAGGGAGCAACAGAGAUACUCUUCUCUCUAUACUCAGAGAAUUUGGUUUGCCGCGGGAUUAUGCAGAGAGUUGGAAAUCGGAUGAUACUUGUAAUUGGUAUGGAAUACUCUGCUUAGACGGACAGAUCAAGGCAAUUCGCUUCACAUACAUGAACCUGACGGGUACAAUCUCUCCCAAGUUUGCGGAUAUCACAUCACUCACUCUGCUUGAUCUUUCGCACAACAGUCUUACCGGAACUAUUCCCUGGGAGCUCACCAAGCUGAACCUGUUGUCAAUUCUAGAUCUUUCAUACAAUCAGCUUCACGGGAAAGUUCCUCAAUUCAAGACGAUAGCUCCACACGUUGAAGGGAAUCCGGGGAUUAUUAACACGACCAACAUUUUUGUUCCUUCACAUACAGGUAACAAGAAAAGAUCAGUCAGUUUGGGUCUUCUGAUUGGCAUUUUAGCUGUUGGUUUGCUAAUUAUCGGAGGAGGAUUUGUUGCCCUCUAUCUUCUUAUGAGAUCGAAGCGAGCGGAUAGGCAAUCAGAACCGAAUGAAGCCUUGGAACUCACGCAACAGUCUUUUGAGCAGCAGGUCUUCGAACUCGAGAACAGGGCAUUCCCGUUGCAGGUUCUCAAGAACGCUACGGAUGACUUCAGCCAUAGAAACAUAGUUGGGAGAGGCGGUUUCGGAGUAGUGUAUAAAGGCAUACUCCAGGAUGGGUUAGAGGUUGCUAUAAAGAGGAUGGAACAGCCUGUCAUAGGUGGGAUAGGCGCUGAUGAUUUCAGAUCCGAGGUUAGACUUCUAACCAAGGUACAUCACCGUAACCUUGUGACUCUUCAUGGUUACUGCCUCGACGGAAACGACAGCAUGUUUGUUUACGAGUACAUGCCGCAGGGGACGCUAAGCCGACAUCUGUUUGACUGGAAGGACCAGGGAUUGAGACAACUCGACUGGACUAGACGCCUCCUUAUUGCGUUGGAUGUCGCUAGAGGAGUAGAGUAUCUCCAUACCCUGGCGCGUCAGAGUCAGAGCUACAUCCACAGGGACCUGAAACCCUCCAACAUUCUUCUGGGAGAAGAUUUGCGCGCGAAAGUUUCUGAUUUCGGUUUACUCCGGUCUAUAGAAGAAGGCAGAGAAUCGAUUCGAACCAAGUAUGUUGGAACAUUCGGUUAUAUCGCACCGGAAUAUACAUCGACGGGAAGGCUCACUAGAAAGGUUGAUGUGUACAGCUAUGGAGUCAUUCUAAUGGAGCUUUUAACCGGCCAAAAUGCCAUAGAUGAGGCUCGAUCUGAUACUCACAUAGCGACUUGGUUCAGGAAGAUGGUGUUUGAGAAAGAUUCAUUAGCAAAGGCAAUUGACAACAUCAUUGAGGUCGACGAAGAGACUCGAAGAAGCAUCCAGGAAGUAGCUGAACUUGCAUGUCACUGCUGCAGCAUGGAACCAGAGGAGAGGCCAGAGAUGAGUCAUGUUGUCUCUGUUCUUGCGUCUGUUGUUGAGCAAUGGGAACCCAACAGUGAGGUCAAAGUCGAAAAGGAAAAAGAUAUAAACAAGACAUAUCAACAGGAACUUGCAAGGAGAUGGCAGACGGAUUUGGAGGCAAGUAGCAGUUGUUUGAGUUGA